Molecule: messenger RNA, 1026 nt
Organism: Kuraishia capsulata CBS 1993
Lineage: Eukaryota; Fungi; Ascomycota; Pichiomycetes; Pichiales; Pichiaceae
Exons: 1
Coding region: 1-1026 (341 amino acids)
Biological process (GO): DNA alkylation repair; base-excision repair; base-excision repair, AP site formation
Cellular component (GO): nucleus; protein-DNA complex
Molecular function (GO): DNA-3-methyladenine glycosylase activity; DNA-7-methylguanine glycosylase activity; alkylated DNA binding
Source: RefSeq, a predicted model, not a curated record
AUGGCUAACAGGAUACUCAGAUCGAAGUCUAAAAACUUAGUAAUCCCUGAUGUCGCUAGUGUUAAGCUGGAAACGGUAAAAACCGUGAAGCCACGGGCCCGGAAGGCAAAGACGAUCGACGAUGAGGCCAAGAUCCCUAUUACUAUAAAAAAGGUUAAACCCUUACCGGUCGAGCUAUUCGAAGGAGAAUUGGACUAUUUCCGUGCUGCUGGGCCAUUGUCUUCGGAAUUGCCACCCGUGUUUGUGAAAACUCACGAUGUAGAGUGUAUCAAGGCGCUAGGGGCUGUUCUGGCCAAAGACCCUACUCUGUUUCCAACCGUUAUCUCUCAAAACUUCUCUGUUUUUCAGAUUGCAGAUAUCGAACUUGCAAAUCAGAGGCGUGACGACGAUAAUGCGUACUUCGAAAAACUCGCAGACGGAAUCUUGUCCCAACAGGUUUCCGGUAAGGCUGCAGAGUCCAUCAAACGCAAGCUUACUUUUACACUUACUGGUGUCGAACCCCAGCCUGGAAAACAGUUUUCAACCCCAGACGCAAAGACAGUUUUAGAUGCUACUUUUGAAACUCUGCGGGGGUGUGGUUUGAGCACGCGCAAGGCUGAAUAUAUGCAGGGUCUUGCGGCGAUGUUCGUUUCGGGGGAACUGAGCGCGAGCUAUUUCAACUCUGCUUCUGAUGAAGAGAUUUCCAAGAAGCUAAUCUCUAUUCGCGGUAUCGGUCCGUGGUCCGUGACAAUGUUCAUGAUCUUUCAGCUUCGGCGUUUGGACUACUUUGACAUCCGUGACCUUGGUGUUCUGCGUGGAGGUUCGCGGUAUCUGUUGGAUAGACCCACCCUCUUCGAAGAGGUAAAGUCCAAGCAUGUGCUGGCAAAACGAACCGCACACCUCAUAAACAAGAAGAACGUCAAAUGGACAGCUGUUGACGAGGGUUACGUCGAAUUCGUCGCCGCGCAGUUUGCACCAUACCGCUCGAUCUUGAUGUUUCUUUUUUGGAGACUCUCUGGAGUCAACAUUAAUGUAUUGGAAUCAUGA